This is a messenger RNA of Clunio marinus, 273 nucleotides long. NCBI's taxonomy places the organism in Eukaryota, Metazoa, Arthropoda, Insecta, Diptera, Chironomidae. The record is from the annotation of a GenBank genome assembly.
AUGCAUGUCAGAACUUUUGUAUUAAUUGGUUUUCAUCGAAGUUUAGUCGUUGAUGGCAUUGACAAUAUUAGAAUUUCUCUUUUUAAAUUUUAUUGGAAACAUGAUAAAUUCACUUUUAAAGCUUUUCAAUUGUCAUGUUCAGUGACCAGUGAAACCUCAUUCAAUUCCAUCAAGUCAGACAUUGGGUUAGAUAAAACUCAAAAAAGAAUAUUAAUUAGAGUUAUUAGCAUUUUCCAAGCUAAAAAUUUUUCUUCGGACUUUUCCUUACUUUAA